AUGCCUGCUGUUAUUCCGCGACCCUUCAAGUUGCUCGAGGAGUUAGAGGAAGGAGAAAAAGGUUCAGGAGACACCUACACCUCGUUGGGACUCGCAGAUGGAGAUGAUAUGCAAAUGGUAAACUGGAACGGAACGAUUCUCGGCCCACCCCACAGCGUUCACGAGAACAGAAUUUACUCCCUAAGAAUCAUUGCGCCUCUGCCAAAUCCAAACAAGAAGACCGCACAAUACCCCAAGGGAACCCCCGGAUACCCAGUCGAACGUCCUGAGGUUUAUUUUGUGAACCAAAUCAACUUACCCUGUGUGAACCCAGAGACUGGCUUUGUCAACCAGGAGCAACUCGCUGGCGUCGAAAACUGGUCCCAAAACCUCUCCAUGUCCCGAAUCCUAAUCGCUCUACGAAACUCCAUGGGCCUUCCUGCGAACAAGAAAAGACCACAACCAGCCGAAGGAUCGACCUACAAGCAAUAG
This is a messenger RNA of Glarea lozoyensis ATCC 20868, 471 nucleotides long. RefSeq names its product UBC-like protein. The transcript is spliced from 4 exons. NCBI's taxonomy places the organism in Eukaryota, Fungi, Ascomycota, Leotiomycetes, Helotiales, Helotiaceae. The record is from RefSeq and is a predicted model, not a curated record. Bases 1 to 471 code for a protein of 156 amino acids.